CGGACCGGACCCGCAACCGGUAGCAGACGGCUUUCGCGGGCCACCGGAGCAGACGGCGCGUAGGAUCGCCGCAACCUCUCGCGGUCACGGUCACGUGUCUCGAACGAUGAUACGGCACCUCUCUCGCUAGGGUCACAGGAGAGAGGUCAUUCCUAGCGGAACGACCAACGGACAAUCUGGCUGCCGCUUGAUGACGAAGAAGCUUCAGGACAAGCAAAGGCUGCGAGUGACAGUGUCGGUCGAUCCACAGUUUUUCACUUCUGAGAGUUCUACAGAGGAACGCAGAUGACGCUGACAACAAAAGCUGGCUUAAAUCACGUCAAGAAGGCGUCGAUAUCCGAAGGUAGUAGAUGUCUUCGACUAUCGACAGGACGUACUUCGGCUGUCCCUGUUGGCGAUGGGAGAUACAGUUAAACUGCGUUGAAAUGGCCAACUGUGCGUGUUACUGCAACAAUUCUCUGGAGUUGGAAAGUGUAACUCUGCCGCAGUGUUGCGUGAAUCCAAAUGCAAAUUAAGUUUACGAAGAUCGUCGCACUUAUUGCUGACCGCAGGGAACUUCAGAUCCUCAACUACACCCCCCCUCCCCCCCCUUUUUUUUGCUCUUAAAGAUCAUCCAUGUGCACCUCUAACCGACCACGCGUGUGCGCUACCCAAUGACUCCUGCUUGAGCGCUACGUAGGUUAAGAACCAACUCAAAGGAACUCCUUCAAUGUCGUCGUACCAUUCCUGCCAGGGUCCAAGACGUACAUCGCUUCUAGAAGCCAACGGCUCCAAACAAACCAGAGGUCCAAGAGUGUCGGCCUAGCUGGCUUCGCUUCAGAUGACGGACAGUUUGAAGUUGAACUUGGCAGACUUUAUAGAGGAGCCAUUCUCAGCGGGCUGUAAAUAAAAGACCCCGCACGCCAGCGUCCGGUCAUAGGCAGUCCUGGAGCCACACCUGGCGCGACCUCGGCUUUUUGGAUAGGUGACAUGAUGUCUGCAUUUCCGUAGUGUGUGCUUGUUGUUUCGCCGAGAAGCGUGGACUGUGCGACGUAGUCCAAGGUCGUCGGAAGUGCUCGUCGUGGACCGCGAUAAACCUUCGAGGAUUAAAGUCAAGCUCAAGAUCGACACAACAGCCAGUGGUGAUUCCUUUGUCAUCAGAGUGGAUUUCUAAUCGCCCCGGCCAGUUCGGCAGACAUGUUCUUCUAUCGCCAACGCUUCGCAGGUACAGCGGUUCCUGCGAACCGACAGCCGAAAUAUGCCCACGUCCACGCCGGCACGUGUCGGUGACGUCAGCGCAGUUGGCCAGGCUGCGAUGAGCCAAUGGGACAGCCGCGAUGAGUCCCGCCUACAGGACAUCCGUGCGGCGCCUGGUGGUCUACACGGCCGCUCUCUGCAUCCUCAUCGGGUACGCCUUCUUCGCGCCAGACCUGACGCUAGUGUCGGGACCCCAUUACGAACAAUCCCUGCCCCGCCAAGUCAUUCUCAACGAGCAAAACCGCGCGGCGAGCGAACCGAUCGCCGUAGGAGCUUUGGCAGAAGAGGACGUCGUCGGAGCCAGCGCCACGUCUGGAGAUAUCCGGAAGGGACGCGGCAAGGAACGUCGUGAUGUUGACGUCGUGCUUCCGGGCGGACACGUCGAUCUGGAAACGAGCUUCGGUAGGCGGCAAGGCAGCGGCAGUGCCGAAAAGGUUCGACUACUGCGUCGAAGAGCUUCGAGCCCUCCUGGCCGACUUACCCUGGCUCUGAAGACGACGCCGUCCCCGAAGAUAGCGAAGAUAUCCCGCGUACCGGAAGCCAUUAAUGGCAGUAGAAGGCGGGACACUGGGGUAACUCGGAAUAGUAAGCCGAAGAUUCGUCCGGAGUGGACAAGCCAGGCGUUCGGCGCAGCUGACGAUAUCGACGCGUUUAACGAAGUACUCGAUGGCGAGAAGAAUACUUCCGAUGAACAGGCAUCAAAGUUCGCCAAAGGUGAAGUGAUCAGUGAUUACGUGUACUCGGUGACCACGGAUUCUGUGAAUGGUGUGAACAGCCUCGAAUCUGGGCGUGGAGGGAACGUCACCAGGUCCAAUAAGCCUCGCGCACAUCUCGGUGUGCGGGCCGCCGCAGCGUCCGACGUGGAUGUGGCGGAGCGUCCCGAACGGCGCCUUCCGCAGGCAAUCAUCAUCGGAGUGAAGAAGGGUGGCACCAGGGCUGUGCUGGAGUACCUGAGACUGCACCCGCAGGUGAGGGCCGCGGGACCCGAGCCACACUUCUUCGACAAGCACUACCACCGCGGAUUCGACUGGUACCGCUCUCAGAUGCCGGAGAGCGUCCGCGGCCAGCUGACGAUGGAGAAGACGCCCAGCUACCUGGUGCGGGAGCGGGUGCCCGCCAGGGUGCGCGCCAUGUCCCCGUCGGUGAAGCUGGUGCUGGUGCUGCGGGAUCCGGUGACGCGCGCCGUCUCCGACUACACGCAGGCCUCGGCCAAGGGACGCGCCAGGCGUUCCUUCCUGCACUCGGUCACCGACAACCGCACCGGAACGGUCGACCGCAGCAAGCCGCUGGUGCGCGUCGGCCUCUACGACGAGCACGUGUCCCGCUGGCUGGAGCACUUUCCCCUCUCCAGCUUCCACUUCGUCAGCGGCGAGAGGCUGGUGGCGCAGCCGGAGAGGGAGCUGGCCUCGCUGCAGCGCUUCCUGGGCCUGAGGCCGCCCUGGGUCGGGGCCCGGCAGCUGGUCUUCAACCGCACCAAGGGCUUCCCCUGCCUGCUCCGGGAGCCCGGCGCGACGCCCCACUGCCUGGACCCGUCCAAGGGCCGCCCCCACCCCAAGGUCGACCCCUCCCUGGAGAGGAGGCUGCGCGAGUUCUACGCGCCUCACAACCGGCGCCUUUACCGCGUCAUCGGCAGGGAUCUCGGAUGGCCGCCUUGAAGUGCAUUUGUGCGCAUAUGUUGAAUGUGUGUCACGCGUGCUCGUAAAGAGGCAACUCUCUUAGAGUUGUUUGAAAGAUGUGUAGUGCCUGGUAGUCCGUGGAACGACGACAGCGCUGGAGCCGCGAUUGCUAAGUGCUCACUGACUCCUUGACUCGUUCGUGGUACCCCGAACCCAGAGUCGAUGCCCGGUUUUACAGAGGCUCCCUCGAGAGCUCUGCGCACCUCACUACCGGUGCAGCUGUGCCGUAUCGUCGGCAAGGAUCGACUUCGGGUGGCCGCCUCGAAGUGCACUGCACCCGCGUCAUGUGCGCUUAUAAAGAAGCAACUCUUUUCAGAUACUCAAGCUGUGUGUAGUGCCUCUUAGUACGCGGAACGAAAUCAACGUUGGAACUGUGAUCGUUCACCACAACUACCUCCGGUGGCUCCAGUUCUUGACCCAUGCCAGAGUCGACCCUCGACAUUAGGUGGACUCGACGUGCUCGACAGGCUCCCCCACGGGUCAUGCGCAUGCAGCUCUCAACCGGUGCCUGUAGCGGGCACCAUCGGUAGGGACCUGGGAUGACCGCCGUGAAGUGCGGUACGCGGCUAUAGCUUAUCCCACCGUGUUUCAGUGCGUCUCAACUGUGCUUGGUGCAGAAUAACCAGUCCUCUUGAAAUGUUAUCGUGUUCUGUAUAGAUGCCUGGUUGUCCGCGGAAAUACGUCUGCUCCGGAAUCGUCGCUUUGACAGUGGCUUCCACUGGUCAUGACUUUCGCAACACGGUGAAGGGAAUCAUCGACGCGCCUCCUGCAUCUGCACGCGCAAUUCACCAACGACGUCACCGACACAGACCCCGGCCGUAGCCGUCGUGAAAUCUGCCGAAGCCAAUCUCGCCAUCCACAAUACAGACAGUCACCUCGCUGCAUGCCAGCGUGAUGAACGCUGGACUACACGAGCGCGCGAGCGGGCGCGAUAUUUAUAUUUUAAUUCAACAGCAACACUGGUGUCGCGUGUUCCGAGCAUCAUGAAGAAGCUGUCGGUUUAGCGAACGAAAGGUUUAUCACAGGAAAUCGCGGAGAGGCUACGUGUACGGACUGUGUUGCAGUGAAGUUCAAGUAUGUUACCUUUCUUUCGAUAAAUAUUACGGUUACGUGGGACGGCUGUACGAACUCUUUUGUGACACGUAUGGCCCUGAACAGUGCGACGGAAAUCUCUCCAGUACCGGUGAUGGUCUCAAAUAAGUAGCGACAUAUCUGCCUGAAUUAAUGUUGCAGCGUGUGUAUGAUACGUCACGUAAAUCAUAUAUUUUUGAGACGCCAGAAUAUCGCGUGUGCUUCUGUCAGCGUGCAUGUGACAAUAAAGCACCUUGAACGCAGCA
This is a messenger RNA of Dermacentor andersoni, 4249 nucleotides long. Its product is annotated as heparan sulfate glucosamine 3-O-sulfotransferase 6-like. Gene Ontology annotation, molecular function: [heparan sulfate]-glucosamine 3-sulfotransferase activity. NCBI's taxonomy places the organism in Eukaryota, Metazoa, Arthropoda, Arachnida, Ixodida, Ixodidae. The record is from RefSeq and is a predicted model, not a curated record.